Messenger RNA from Fulvia fulva, 372 nucleotides. RefSeq lists its product as uncharacterized. Lineage: Eukaryota; Fungi; Ascomycota; Dothideomycetes; Mycosphaerellales; Mycosphaerellaceae. The coding region runs from base 1 to 372 and encodes 123 amino acids. The record is from RefSeq and is a predicted model, not a curated record. The transcript is spliced from 2 exons.
AUGGCUGGGACUAGAGGCAAAGCAGAGCCAAGACCGGGUCCAUGGGUGCUGGUCUACGUCAAGGCCGACAGCAGUGUCUCAUUGGAACGUCGAGAAGUCGUCAAAAACCAGUCAUCACGGCCAGUAUCGUGGGGAAAGCUGAACGCAAAGCCGUGGAGUCGGAGGCAAUCGAUCGAAAUUCCAGUCGCGUCAGAAACACCGAGGCAGAGUUUCUCCGACAGCGGGAUUGACUCAACGCGAUCCAGCGGCGCCACCAGUCCGCCAUACGAUACGUAUCAGUCGACUCUCGUGUUCAACCGGAUAGACUCCUCCUGGAAACGCCUGGCCGGUCUGGCAAGGACCUACGAAGUCUUCGAAGAUCCAUUGUACUGA